AAUAUUCCCAGGGUAUAAAGGAGACUGUGCUGUAUGCGUGCUAGGGUUUGGGUCAUUUCAAGGGUAGGUAGCCAUGGCGGUGACCGAUUCAAGCUCGAGCAAGGCAGAGUCUUCGGAUCCGAAGGGUUCGAAGCGAGACUAUUCCACUGCCAUCCUGGAGCGCAAGAAAGCCCCAAAUAGGCUCGUUGUCGACGAAGCAACCAACGAUGACAACUCGGUUGUGGCUCUGCAUCCAGAGACCAUGGAAAAGCUACAGCUGUUCAGGGGGGAUACCGUGCUCAUCAAGGGCAAGAAGCGCAAAGACACUGUCUGUAUUGUUCUGGCAGACGACAGCUGCGAGGAGCCUAAAAUCCGUAUGAACAAGGUGGUCCGAACAAACUUGCGGGUGAGGCUCGGUGAUGUGGUUUCUGUGCAUCAAUGCGCGGAUGUCAAGUAUGGGAAGCGAGUUCAUAUCCUUCCCGUCGACGAUACAAUCGAGGGGCUCACUGGGAAUCUGUUUGAUGCGUACCUCAAGCCAUACUUUUUGGAAGCUUACCGGCCUGUCCGCAAGGCUGAUCUCUUCCUUGUGCGCGGUGGCAUGAGGAGUGUGGAGUUCAAGGUUGUAGAGACUGAUCCCGGCGAGUAUUGCAUAGUUGCACCGGACACGGAAAUCUUCUGCGAGGGCGAUCCUAUCAAGCGCGAGGAUGAGGAGAGGCUUGAUGAAGUUGGUUACGAUGAUGUUGGUGGGGUGCGGAAGCAGAUGGCCCAAAUACGUGAGUUGGUGGAGCUUCCCCUCAGGCACCCGCAGCUGUUCAAGUCGAUUGGUGUCAAGCCUCCCAAGGGAAUCCUGCUCUACGGGCCUCCAGGGUCUGGCAAGACCUUGAUUGCCAGGGCCGUGGCAAAUGAAACGGGGGCCUUUUUCUUUCUCAUCAAUGGUCCUGAGAUCAUGUCGAAGCUGGCUGGGGAGAGCGAAAGUAACUUGCGCAAGGCGUUUGAAGAGGCGGAGAAGAACGCUCCAUCGAUCAUAUUCAUUGACGAGAUAGAUUCGAUUGCACCUAAGAGGGAGAAAACGCAAGGAGAAGUAGAGCGCCGAAUCGUGUCCCAGCUGCUGACUCUGAUGGACGGUUUGAAGAGCAGAUCCCACGUUAUUGUCAUGGGAGCAACUAACAGGCCUAACAGCAUCGACCCGGCUCUGAGGAGGUUUGGUCGUUUUGAUCGGGAGAUAGAUAUCGGUGUUCCCGACGAGGUUGGCCGGUUGGAAGUUCUCCGCAUCCAUACCAAGAACAUGAAGCUCGCGGAAGACGUGGAUUUGGAGAAAAUUUCUCACAAUACGCACGGCUUCGUUGGCGCGGACCUUGCUGCCCUAUGCACCGAGGCGGCCCUGCAGUGCAUCCGUGAAAAGAUGGACGUGAUUGAUCUUGAAGACGAGACUAUCGAUGCCGAAGUUCUCAGCUCAAUGGCCGUAACGAACGAGCACUUUCAGACAGCUUUGGGAACGAGCAACCCUUCUGCACUCCGUGAGACGGUGGUUGAAGUGCCUAAUGUUUCCUGGGAAGACAUUGGUGGUCUUGAGAACGUCAAGAGGGAGCUUCAAGAGACUGUGCAAUAUCCAGUUGAGCAUCCGGAGAAGUUUGAGAAGUUUGGGAUGUCGCCGUCCAAGGGAGUCUUGUUCUAUGGGCCUCCUGGAUGUGGAAAGACCUUGCUUGCGAAAGCAAUCGCAAACGAAUGUCAGGCAAACUUCAUUAGUGUCAAGGGUCCAGAGCUGCUAACCAUGUGGUUUGGGGAGAGCGAGGCCAAUGUUCGCGACGUGUUUGACAAAGCUAGGCAAUCAGCUCCUUGCGUGCUCUUCUUCGACGAGCUAGAUUCCAUUGCGACACAACGUGGUAGCAGCGUUGGUGACGCAGGUGGUGCAGCCGAUAGAGUUUUGAAUCAGCUGCUGACUGAAAUGGAUGGGAUGAACGCUAAGAAGACGGUGUUCAUUAUUGGUGCGACAAACAGACCCGACAUUAUUGAUCCUGCUCUACUUCGUCCCGGUCGACUGGAUCAACUUAUCUACAUUCCUCUUCCGGAUGAGGCAUCCAGGCUGAAGAUCUUCCAAGCCGCGCUUCGCAAGUCGCCGCUGUCCAAGGAUGUGGACCUCGAGGCUCUUGGGAGGUAUACUCAAGGUUUCAGUGGAGCUGACAUCACCGAGAUCUGCCAGCGUGCUUGCAAGUAUGCCAUCAGGGAGAACAUAGAACAGGACAUUGAGAAGGAGAGGAGGAGAGCAGACAACCCAGAGGCUAUGGACGAGGACGAAGUUGAUGAAAUAGCGGAGAUCAGGCCCGCUCACUUUGAGGAGGCUAUGAAGUUCGCGCGAAGAAGUGUGAGCGACGCCGACAUCCGGAAGUACCAGGCGUUUGCCCAGACUCUGCAGCAGUCUCGGGGAUUUGGAUCCGAGUUUCGUUUCCCAGACCGUCCAGCAGCUGCAGGCGGCGACUCUGCUUUUGCCACUGCUGCUGCAGAAGACGAUGACCUCUACAACUGAUGGAAAAAUUCUCGUGAACGAAGUGAUGAUUUGUGAGUGGAAAA
Molecule: messenger RNA, 2547 nt
Organism: Selaginella moellendorffii
Lineage: Eukaryota; Viridiplantae; Streptophyta; Lycopodiopsida; Selaginellales; Selaginellaceae
Product: cell division cycle protein 48 homolog
Exons: 9
Coding region: 74-2503 (809 amino acids)
Biological process (GO): autophagosome maturation; retrograde protein transport, ER to cytosol; mitotic spindle disassembly
Cellular component (GO): VCP-NPL4-UFD1 AAA ATPase complex; cytosol; nucleus
Molecular function (GO): polyubiquitin modification-dependent protein binding; ATP binding; ATP hydrolysis activity
Source: RefSeq, a predicted model, not a curated record